AAAUGAGCUGCACGAUUGAGAAGGCACUUGCUGACGCCAAAGCCCUUGUGGAGAGGCUGAGGGACCAUGAUGAUGCAGCAGAGUCUCUCAUCGAGCAGACCACGGCCCUCAGCAAGCGAGUGGAAGCGAUGAAGCAGUAUCAGGAAGAAAUCCAAGAACUCAAUGAAGUGGCAAGACACCGGCCGAGGUCCACGCUAGUUAUGGGAAUCCAGCAAGAAAACAGACAGAUCAGAGAAUUGCAACAGGAGAACAAAGAACUGCGAACAUCCUUGGAAGAGCACCAGUCUGCCUUGGAACUGAUAAUGAGCAAGUACCGAGAGCAGAUGUUCAGAUUGCUAAUGGCCAGCAAAAAAGAUGACCCAGGUAUAAUAAUGAAGUUAAAAGAGCAACACUCAAAGAUUGACAUGGUGCAUCGUAGCAGCCGCGAAGGAGUCUUCCUUGAUGCAUCUCGGCGCAUUCUUGAAGCACCUCAGCAUGGACUGGAGAGGCGGCACUUGGAAGCCAAUCAGAAUGAGUUGCAAGCCCAUGCUGACCAGAUCACCGAGAUGGCAGCAGUGAUGAGAAAAGCUAUUGAAAUUGAUGAACAGCAGGGUUGCAAGGAACAGGAGCGAAUAUUUCAACUUGAACAAGAAAACAAAGGCUUGAGAGAGAUUCUUCAGAUAACUCGAGAGUCCUUUCUGAACCUACGAAAGGAUGAUGCAUCAGAGAGUACAUCUUUGUCUGCAUUAGUGACCAACAGUGACCUGAGUCUGAGGAAGAGCUGAGUGGCUUUCUGCGUGGGCCCAUCCAAGUGAGUGGAUGAAUGAACAUAAAACCCAACUUCAGUCAGCCUUUUUUCCUCUAUAGUUUGCACAAGUACACUGGCAAAGAGAACAGAAGAAUGUAUCAUCAAUGGUCACACUCGAUCCCAGCGAGUAAAAGACAGAGAAGCUGAGCCGCUGGGUGAAUCGUGAGCAAGCACCCUCAAGGUGCUGCUGAAGGGCUGUUGGCUCCCUGGAUGACACAUGGGUCACCCUGAACACCCCAAUAAACAUUUGGAAAUCCUAAACUAUCCCAGCUUUAAAUGUUAAGUUUUGCUGUGGUUUUCUGAAUGGAAGACUUUGUUCUAGGUCUUACCUUUCCUGUUGAGUGUCAGAACAGCUUAUGUAUGAGGCUUCCCAUUUGUUCAGUCUCUGUCAGACAGUUAGACUUUAAAGGCUUUAAGAAUGUGUUACUUGCACCAUAAACAGAAGGCAUAUACUCAUACUAUACCUAGUUCCCAUGACUUGUAGAUAGCCGUUAUCCAUGACUUGCUUGAGUGUGUGCAGUACCAUCUCAGGAAGGAAAGAGAAGGAAUACUACUUUCUAAGAAAGACUGCCAUAUAUAGACACAUUUAGUAGGUUAAACUACUUUGACAGAAAAUGUUUUGGUUCUGGGUUAACAGUGAAACUGCCCUCCUCUCUACUUGCUGCUUAAGGAUAGGAGACAGUUCACUAGUGGACAGUUGACAUAGUUAAUGUAACAAGAUGGGUAUGGUCCUCUCCAAGUAAAUCUGGAAUUCCUUUGUUUUUAUUUAAGAAAUUACUCUUCAAAUCCUUAAAAAGUAGAUUCAUGUUCCAAAAACAAAGUUCUGGAUCCGAGUCUAUGUUCCAUUUGGCUCUUAUAACCUGUGAGGUUUUCCCUACAACCUGUGACUCAGAAAAGGGCAAUGAGUGAGGGCCCACAGACAUUUUCCUUUGUAUUUAAAAACAUUUACACCCGGCCAGUGGUGGCGCAUGCCUUUAAUCCCAGCACUCGGGAGGCAGACGCUGGAGGAUCUCUGUGAGUUCAAGGCCAGCCUGGUCUACAGAGCAAAUUCCAGGGCAGCCAAACCUUUUAUCCAAAAAACCCCUGUCUCAAAAAAAAAAAGAAAACACAAAAAUAUCAUAUUUACCUUUUGAAAAGCUUUUGAAGGCCACAAGAUACAGAAGUGUGCUUUAACACCAAUUGAAACCUACAUUGUUCUUACUAUGUAGUGAUCAGAAUAAAGGGAUAAAAGAUUGUGAAAUGAUUAAAAAUAUACUUGUGUGUCGAGUGCAUAUUAAAAUUAGCACAAAUAGAAAGUUCUACUUUUGAGUAUAUCAUUUGUUAAAUAUUGCUUUGCUUUGUAAUUUGACAUGCAGUUUCAUGUAUUGGCAAAAUUCAAAGGACUUUUCACUUGAGAAAUUUUCAGUCUGAAGUUUGAGGUGAGUGGGGUCCCAGGGCUGUUAGGAAAGGGCCAGUGCCCUAGAUGUUAGACAGUUCACAUUCGGAGGCCUUAAUUUUUUAUACAUAAGUGAAUUUAUUUUUAAGAUUUUCCUAUUGGUUUUUGGAGAGUACUCCUUAAUUUAAUGGUACAUUUGUUCAUGUAGUUUUAUCCCAGGCCGGAAUUUUAAAAAGGAAGGCUGCACUGUUGAGACAAGUCAGAGACAAUGCAUUGAGCAGCUCUAUUGUAAAAUGUUAUUUGAGAAGUGAUUAUUUUUGUAAAAAAGUAUUUAUCCUUUGUCUUGAGUAUAAUUUUAAGUUUGUAAGUACUGAAAUACAUUUGCUUUGUUUUUAGCAAGUUUUCCACCCAUCCCCACCCCCACCCCUCGCCAUUACCCCCAAAAAAACAACUUAAAGCUUACAUCUCAGAGUGUGUGUUGAAGAGGAGCCCUAUUUUAUCAAUAAAGAUGAGUGUUUAAAGCUGG
Messenger RNA from Cricetulus griseus (Chinese hamster), 2688 nucleotides. The record is from RefSeq and is a predicted model, not a curated record. Lineage: Eukaryota; Metazoa; Chordata; Mammalia; Rodentia; Cricetidae.